UCUAGGUUCUGAGAAGAUGGCGAAGGUGUCAGAGCUUUACAAUGUCACUUGGGAAGAAAUGCAAGAUAAAAUGAGAAAAUGGAGAGAUGAAAACUCAAGAAAUAGUGAGCAAAUUGUGGAGGUUGGAGAGGAAUUAAUUAAUGAAUAUGCUUCUAAGCUUGGAGAUGAUAUUUGGAUCAUAUAUGAACAGGUCAUGAUUGCAGCUCUAGACUAUGGCUGGGAUAAGUUGGCAUUGUUUUGUCUUCAGGAGUCGAGAAGACAGUUCCCUGGCAGUCACAGAGUCAAGCAACUAACUGGCAUGAGAUUUGAAGCCAUGGAAAGAUAUGAUGAUGCAAUACAGCUAUAUGAUCGAAUUCUACAUGAAGAUCCAACUAACACUGCUGCAAGAAAGCAUAAAAUUGCCAUUCAAAAAGCCCAGGGGAAAAAUGUGGAGGCCAUUCGGGAACUGAAUGAAUAACUGGAACAAUUUGUUGGAGACCAAGAAGCCUGGCAUGAACUUGCAGAACUUUAUAUCAAUGAACAUGACUAUGCUAAAGCAGCCUUUUGUUUAGAGGAGCUUAUGGUGAUUAAUCCACACAACCACUUAUACUGCCAGCAAUAUGCUGAAGUUAAAUAUACCCAAGGUGGACUUGAAAACCUUGAACUUUCAAGAAAGUAUUUUGCACAGGCAUUGAAACUGAACAACAGAAAUAUGAGAGCUUUGUUUGGACUUUACAUGUCGGCAAGUCAUAUUGCUUCUAAUCCAAAAUCAAGUGCAAAAACAAAAAAGGACAACAUGAAAUAUGCUAGUUGGGCAGCUAGUCAAAUAAACAGAGCUUAUCAGUAUGCAGGUCGAAGUAAGAAGGAAACCAAAUACUCUCUUAAGGCAGUCGAAGACAUGUUGGAAACACUGCAGAUUACCCAGUCUUAAUGUUUCAAAAACUCCUUCACUUUACAUUUCACAACUGCACAA
This is a messenger RNA of Eptesicus fuscus (big brown bat), 952 nucleotides long. Its product is annotated as ER membrane protein complex subunit 2-like. Gene Ontology annotation, molecular function: protein binding. The transcript has a single exon. Gene Ontology annotation, cellular component: EMC complex. Gene Ontology annotation, biological process: protein folding in endoplasmic reticulum. The record is from RefSeq and is a predicted model, not a curated record. Lineage: Eukaryota; Metazoa; Chordata; Mammalia; Chiroptera; Vespertilionidae.